This is a messenger RNA of Lodderomyces parapsilosis, 2082 nucleotides long. RefSeq names its product Lys14p (gene LYS14). Gene Ontology annotation, cellular component: nucleus. The coding region runs from base 1 to 2082 and encodes 693 amino acids. Gene Ontology annotation, biological process: positive regulation of transcription by RNA polymerase II. The transcript has a single exon. The record is from RefSeq and is a predicted model, not a curated record. NCBI's taxonomy places the organism in Eukaryota, Fungi, Ascomycota, Pichiomycetes, Serinales, Debaryomycetaceae. Gene Ontology annotation, molecular function: DNA-binding transcription factor activity, RNA polymerase II-specific; zinc ion binding; transcription cis-regulatory region binding.
AUGACAACUCCACGAAGACCUUAUUCGCGUCAAGGUUGCCGUGAAUGCAAACGACGAAAGAUCAAAUGCCCGGAAGAAAAACCUGCUUGUUCAACAUGUGUACGAUUAGGUAAAUCAUGUUCGUAUCCCUUGGCUGGUGAAAAAGUAUUGCGUAUAUCACGAAGAUUGAUACGUGAUGAGAUUGAAAACUUAGGCAAAUCAACGCAUUUCUUGCCGGUGCAAUACGAAGUACCGAAACGACAUUUGCAACAGGAAAAUGGCAGCAGCAGCGGAAGCGGUGGUGGAGGCGGUGUCGGUGGGGGUGGGCAUAGUGUGUCUCCAUCCAAUAGCGAACAGUUGACACCACGGGUCACUCCAGGUGUAACACCAACUCCACCAAUCAAUAACAACAUGGGACCAGUUUUUUCUCCAGCACAACCCAGUCCACUACCUAAUGAAUCCAUACCAACAGUUGCCAACUUACAAGAGUCUGAACGAAGAUCGUUUUUGAAUAUAGAAAACCUCGUCAACAACAAUCACAAUGAAGAUCACUUGGAUUUCCUCAAUGGAUCUGACUUGAAUAUGUUGACUAAUGAUUUAUCGAACUUGGUUAAUGAAAUCAUGGAGUUUCAAAAUAUUCCGAUACAAGAAGAUUUCCAAUUUGAUUUUUUUGGUGAUACACCAGCUGUAACUCCGCAACAGCACCAGCAACAGCACCAGCACCAGCACCAAAACCAACAUCACCCGCACCAGCAACACCAUUAUCCACAGCAAGAUCCACAGCAAUUUCUGCCUUCCCAAAGCGACGAGUUUAUUGUCAAUGUACCCAUCGACUACAUCAAGCUCAAACGGAAGCACGAAAUCUUGUACUUGGAGCAAUUUUACAAUAAUUUCGCCAACAUUAUUGAACCGUUCAGUGCGUACCACUCGCAAACUAAAAUCGCGUCAAAUCCAGCAAGAGACAUUAUUUUAAAAGCUGCAAGUACCGAGCCAUGUUUAUUAGCGGCUAUAUUGGCUGAAGGUGCCAAAACCAGCUUUAUGAAGUACAAACAACCCGAAGAUGAAAAGGCAUAUGGGGCAUAUUUGACGAAAUGUUUGAAAUUACUUGAACCAGCUAAAGAAGUCACCAACUUGAAUGCCAAUAUUGAAGGCGUAUUGUUGACAUUGCUUUUGCUUACGGCGGCUACAGCAACCAGUACGCAACAAUGGCGUCCUCAUUUAACUGGAUGUAAAGACUUGCUACUCAAGAUCUCAACUAGCAACAACAUGGGCAAUAUUUCCAAAGUGUUUGUGUUUUGCAAGUACUGGUUUGUCUCUAUUGAGGUAUUGGCUGGGUUAAGCACAAACAUUGGUGGAACUUUACAAACUGAUUACGAAAUCGAUCAUUUAAUGUCAUGCGGAUCUGAUUAUGAAAUUGGUAUUCUUUGUGAAUUGGGCAUCAUAACUGAUCAAGGGUUUAAUAAUCUUAUGGGGUACCACAACACGUGCAUUGCAUGUUUCCGCGAUUUAUUCAAACUACUCAAUCGGUAUCGCUCGAAUGAAGGUGGUGAUACCUCCAUUAUGGCUAUAGACUCAUUACAAAAUAUGAAGAUUUUGUCGGAUUUUUACCAACAAACAACAAUUGUAUACAUUGAUCCUAAAGGUAUUAUCCCCGAAUCCGAGCUACACAAAUACACACCGGGAUUGCCCAUUGAAGAAAUACGAGUUGGUGAAAAAAGUUAUUGGUUAAGUUGGCAAGACAUUUCGCAUCAAUCAUUUGUCCUAUCAUCAAUAAUAUUGAUCUUGACCCGUUUUUACCAAUUGCAACCAACAAACCCCAACGUAUCACAACUUGUUGAUAAGAUUGUCUCAUUUAUUCAUUAUCUUCAUAAUUUUUCUGAUGUGCAACAACAUGCAUCGCCAUUUUUACUUUUGAUGAUUCAAUGGCCUUUAUUGAUAACUGGAUUACAAACGAUUAGAGAAGACCAGCAAUUGCUUUUGUUGAAGUAUUUCGCCAUGGUUGGUCAAAUUGGUGCUGCUACUGCCAAUGUUUCAGUUAAAAUGUUAAAGAAACAAUGGCGGGGAACAACAUCAUUUGAAGUUGGUGAUACAUUGAUAUACUAA